AAUGGCUUUCCUUCAGUAUUGUUGAGCUCUGGGGCAUUAUUCUCUCUCCUCGCUUUCUUACUAGACUGACCAGGACCUGUUGUAGGCGCUAAGGCGGGGAACUCAACAGAAGCAGCAACAUCAUCGCCAUCACGGCCCGUUUUGCCAUCGUUUACUUUUGGAUAUCACCGUAUACUGCGUUAAAAUGUUGCCAUUAUCUUUAUUAAAGGCAGCACAGGAUAAUCCUAUGCUGGUUGAGUUGAAGAAUGGUGAGACGUAUAAUGGUCAUUUGGUUAGUUGUGAUAACUGGAUGAACAUACAACUGAAGGAAGUAAUUUGCACAUCAAGAGAUGGUGACAGGUUUUGGAAGAUGCCAGAGUGUUUCAUAAGAGGCAGCAUGAUUAAAUACUUAAGAAUCCCUGAUGAGGUGAUUGACAAGGUAAAGGAGGAAGCUUUUAAACCUCGUGGACCAAGACCAGGUGGUGGCCCCAGAAGAGGAGGAGGAGGAGGAAGAGGUGGUGCCUCAAGAGGGAGAGGAGGUCGUCCUCGUGGCGGAGGUGGAGGUCACAAAAAAUAACAAGAAUGCCAUUUCCUUACGUGCAUUAUUUAAUUAUACUCAUGCAAUUACAACCUUCCUCGAUCUUUCUUAAUUUUCCUUCUCUCACUUUCUCUCUCGUUAUCAAUGCAUUAUUCUAAUAGUUAUUACGUAAAUAUGUUGUGUGUAUGUGCUACAA
Molecule: messenger RNA, 713 nt
Organism: Amphimedon queenslandica
Lineage: Eukaryota; Metazoa; Porifera; Demospongiae; Haplosclerida; Niphatidae
Product: U6 snRNA-associated Sm-like protein LSm4
Exons: 7
Coding region: 185-556 (123 amino acids)
Biological process (GO): nuclear-transcribed mRNA catabolic process; mRNA splicing, via spliceosome
Molecular function (GO): RNA binding
Source: RefSeq, a predicted model, not a curated record